AUGCGCUUCCUCGCAACUCUCUAUACCUUCUUGCUAGCUCCUGCAGCUGUGUUUGCGGCCUGGGGCUACACCGAUGACGGCAAAAACUAUGUCAUUGACACGAACGCGAACCUUGUCGUCAGUGUCAGCAAGACUAAUGGCGACAUGAACUCCAUCAAAUACCGCGGCGUCGAAUACUCUGGACAGAACGGGAAGUACUCGCACGUCGAGUCAGGCCUAGGCGCAUCCACUGUUACCAUCAAGCAGUACACUUCUCCUGCAAACAUCAUCAAGGUCACCGUCAAGUAUGGGACGCUGCUCCACACGCUCGUCUUCCGUUACGGCAACCCGAACGUCUACAUCUUCAUGAACAAAGCCGAUACCAGCGUCACCGUCUCGCGCUACAUUCUCCGCAUCCCGCCCAACAUCUUCACUAACGACCCCAACGAGGACACCGACUGGAUCCCUGCUGACGCUUCUGUCAUCGAAUCUGGAGAUAUCGACGGCAAAUCGGGCCAGACAUGGUCGAAGCACUACUCUGGAAAGAAAUACGGCAGGACUAUGGACUACGAUUAUGUUGGUUACACGAACAAGAACGUGGGCAUGUACCUAGUUCGCUCAAACCACGAGAAGGCAUCCGGUGGCCCGUUUUUCAGGAGCUUGAUCCGUCGUGGUGGGCCUGGUGGUCCGGAUCUUUACGAUAUCUACCACUACAACAUGGGACACACUGAUGUCAUGCGUUUUGGCCUCCAAGGUCCUUCCGUCCUUACCUUCACCGACAACGGCGCCGCUCCCAAUGCCAACCUUUUCGCCCGCAAAGCGGACAACUCUUGGUUCGACAGCCUCGAGAUCGCGGGCUGGGUGCCGAACUCUAAGCGUGGUGCCGUUUCCGGUGUAGGCUUCUCAAACGUGAAGUCUAAUUACCAGUACGUUGUGGGUCUGAAAAACGAUGCUGCGCAGUACUGGACCACUGCUGGGACCGGAGCUUGGAAGAUCUCCGGUGUCCUCCCCGGAACAUAUACAUUGACGGUGUACAAGAGCGAGCUUGAAGUACAUACCUCUUCCGUCACUGUCACGGCUGGUGGCACGGUGACGAAGAACACGAUUACUUGCGUCGACCCACAGGACACGACUGCCAUCUGGCGCAUCGGAGACUGGGAUGGCACGCCAAAAGGCUUCCUCAACUUCCUCGACACCCCCAUGAAGCCAACCUACAUGCACCCCUCCGACUCCCGCCUCUCCAAAUGGGACGCCUCCAACUUCAUCAUCGGUAACUCCCAAGCCUCGAACUUCCCGGGCUACAUCUGGAAAGACGUCAACAACGACCACCUCGUGUACUUCAAGCUCACCGCCGCCCAGCUAGCCAAGGGCGCAAAGAUCCGUUUCGGCGUCACCGAAGGUAUGGCUGGUGGCCGUCCCGCCAUCGCCGUGAACAGCUGGAGCGCGGCGCUCCAAGCUGACAAGGGCCAGGGAGACACGAGGUCGCUGACCGUGGGCACGUACCGUGGGAACAACUACAUCUAUGAGUACACUGUGCCGCAGUCUGCCUGGACACAGAAGACGUCGGAAUACCAGGUGCUGAAGAUUAGUGUUAUUUCGGGCAAGGCUGCGACGGGGUAUUUGAGCCCUGGUAUUUCCGUUGAUGCUAUCGAUAUGAUCGCUGUUUAG
Didymosphaeria variabile is the source of this 1647-nucleotide messenger RNA. RefSeq lists its product as uncharacterized. Gene Ontology annotation, molecular function: carbon-oxygen lyase activity, acting on polysaccharides; carbohydrate binding. The coding region runs from base 1 to 1647 and encodes 548 amino acids. The transcript is spliced from 3 exons. The record is from RefSeq and is a predicted model, not a curated record. NCBI's taxonomy places the organism in Eukaryota, Fungi, Ascomycota, Dothideomycetes, Pleosporales, Didymosphaeriaceae. Gene Ontology annotation, biological process: pectin catabolic process.